Messenger RNA from Raphanus sativus (radish), 1547 nucleotides. Its product is annotated as stearoyl-[acyl-carrier-protein] 9-desaturase 5, chloroplastic. Gene Ontology annotation, molecular function: stearoyl-[ACP] desaturase activity. Bases 94 to 1284 code for a protein of 396 amino acids. The transcript is spliced from 4 exons. Lineage: Eukaryota; Viridiplantae; Streptophyta; Magnoliopsida; Brassicales; Brassicaceae. The record is from RefSeq and is a predicted model, not a curated record. Gene Ontology annotation, cellular component: chloroplast stroma. Gene Ontology annotation, biological process: fatty acid metabolic process.
ACAGUAUCGUAGCAGUAGCAGCAUAGAAAUAAUCGAAGAAACCUCUUUACAUCUUCCAUUGAUCGAGUUUCUUAGAGAAGAAAGUAGAGGAAAAUGGCUAUGUCUAUGGAUCGGAUCGCCGUCUCUCCUUCACCUUACGUGUAUCGUCCUAGUCAAGCUCGAGGAUCCAGAUCUUCCAUAGUCUCCAUGGCUUCUACGAUCCGCUCCGCUUCUACAGAGGUUACGAAUGGAAGGAAACUCUACAUCCCUCCACGUGAGGUGCACGUGCAAGUGAAACACUCCAUGCCACCACAGAAGCUGGAGAUUUUCAAGUCCCUAGAAGGAUGGGCCGACCAGACCCUCUUGACUUACUUAAAACCCGUUGAGAAGUCGUGGCAGCCUACCGAUUUUCUCCCCGAACCCGAGACUGAAGGGUUCUACGAACAAGUCAAGGAGCUGAGAGAACGGUGUAAGGAGCUUCCGGAUGAAUAUUUUGUUGUGCUUGUUGGUGAUAUGAUCACUGAAGAAGCGCUCCCGACUUACCAGACCAUGCUGAACACCUUGGAUGGUGUUAGGGAUGAGACGGGAGCUAGUCCUACUCCUUGGGCGGUUUGGACUAGGGCUUGGACUGCUGAAGAGAAUAGGCAUGGGGAUUUGCUUAAUAAGUAUCUUUAUUUGUCUGGGAGAGUUGACAUGAGGCAGAUUGAAAAGACUAUUCAGUACCUCAUUGGCUCUGGAAUGGAUCCAAAAACUGAGAACAACCCUUACUUGGGUUUCAUCUACACUUCCUUCCAAGAAAGAGCCACUUUCAUCUCCCACGGAAACACUGCCAGACACGCGAAAGAUCUUGGAGAUUUGAAACUUGCGCAGAUAUGCGGGACCAUUGCUGCUGAUGAGAAGCGCCACGAGACUGCUUACACCAAGAUUGUGGAGAAGCUCUUUGAGAUUGACGCUGAUGGCACGAUCUUGGGAUUGGCUGAUAUGAUGAAGAAAAAGAUCUCGAUGCCUGCACAUUUGAUGUACGAUGGCCGAGAUGAUAACCUGUUUGAGCACUUUUCGACUGUUGCCCAGAGGCUUGGUGUUUACACGGCCAAGGACUAUGCUGAUAUUCUGGAGUUUCUUGUCGAACGGUGGAACGUUGAGACUUUGUCAGGCCUUUCUAGUGAAGGAAACAGGGCACAGGACUUUGUCUGCGGAUUACCUGCAAGAAUCCGCAAAAUUGAAGAGAGAGCUCAAGGAAGAGCCAAAGAAGCAGCCAAAAACGUACCAUUCAGUUGGAUUUUUGGUCGAGAGAUUAGGGCUUAAAGUAAACAGGUGUCUUUUCAAAUUAUCCCCAAAGUAAGCCAUAAAUUUCUUCACCUAUGAAGAAGCCACUUUUAAGACCACGAAACUUUAUUUGAAUAUGUUAUGUUUUACACGGAACGUUGUAGAUAAAGUCAUGCUGUUUUGAGUAUCUCGUUACCAAGGACAAGACUUAAGAGUUUGCCUCUUUAUAUUUGGUUUUGUUUUCGUUGUAUCAAUAACGAAUAAUGUUCUCUAAUAAGUAAAGUAAUGGUCUGUGAAGUCAA